CCAUUCGGUAAUAGUAUGGGUCCAUAAAUAACAAGGAAACCAACAAGCCUGUAGCCAUGGAUUGGAGUGCUAUACUGAGACCGAACACGUGUUUGUAAAAUGACCUGUCUCGCUGACCAAUUUUUCCUCCUGAAUCGAGUGUGUACAAAAAAAACGAUGGCAUGGAAGAGUUCGUCGAGGCCCCAAAGCGCAUGUUUUUUUCUGGCCAAUCCCGUAACCCACGGUAACCCUUGGACUGUUGAGGCCUUUAAAAAGAAGAGCGGAACAGGUAACGACCUACUGGAAGAGGCUGAUCCGGUUUCGUACACUGUCCUGCGGUUCGAAUAUUUUCCUCUUCGAUGGCUUCUUGCAAUUCCGGCCAGGAGAACAGUACUCCAUUAACCGCCGACUUGACUAUUCGUUUACCUCCUGUCCAACAUAGCGGCUCACGAAAUCAUUCGGCUGCUCGCAUGCCUGUAACUGAUGGCAAUACGACCAAAACACAACAACGUCCUUGUCCGGCUAUUGGAGAAGCAGGAGCAAACACGUUGAAUCCGGGAUGGCAUCCAACUGAUACAGGAGGUCGCGUGUGUAAUAAUCCAUCUAAUUACGCUAAUCGGAGAAGAAGCCCUAGCCCGUCGGUUAGAAAGUCGCCUGCCAUCAGCCAUCAUCCAACUAAUCUGACGAUGGGGAUUACUCAUCAGCACCGGCCUAAUAACUUUUCUUCGGCACGAUCUACAUAUCACGCAGGGUGUCAGCAUACCAGCCAAUCAAGGAUCCCCAUCUACCAACUUUCAACUUCUUCUUCGUCGCCUUCAGCCCCACGUUCGUUUGCACUCCAUCAGCAACAACAACCACUAGAACUUCUCAUUCCGGCCGUCCGUGCACCCCAUCGAUAUUCGUAUCACAAUCCAGCGGUGGCUGCGAUGGCAGCAGCUUCAGGCAGAAUGGAUGAUGGACAGUGGAGCAGUAAACAUGUGACCAAUUAUCUGAAAGCCAACAGGGCUUUUCUGGAACAUCAUGUACUCGAACACGUCGACGCAGCCACGCUGGAACGUUGGUAUAUGCGUCGCGUGUGGAGGGAAAAGGCUAUUAAACCGUCAACGAUCGAUAAUCCAACGGAAGAGAUGCUCUGCAAAAAAAUAAGCAUGUCCAAAUGGAAGUUUUGUCUACAUGCCGACAAGCGGCAAAUGUUGGAAACGCUAAUGAAUUCGUUAGCUAAUCAGCCUCAACCUGGCCGCAUACUUUGGGAAUUGGCCUGUUGCGUGGCUUCAUCAGUCGGAGCAGAUGGAUUCGUUCUGCAUCUCGUUCAUCCGCAAACUGGCAUGUUCCGCGUCUUUAGAAGUUGCGAUAUUGAAACGGAUAUUGAUAAUGGAAUCUUCGACACAAAAAUUUAUCCAAACUUUUCUACAAGUUACGAUGACGACAGAGAAACUGCCUCUUCUAGUGACAAUUUUUACGCCAUCCCGAACAAAGACCGCCAUAGUGUCGCCUCUUAUGUAGCGAAACAUCGGCAUACCAUCACUGUGCGUGACAUUCGUCGACCCGAUUCGCGAUUUGAGGACGGCAGUAUCUGUUUUCAAGAAGGAGGAGUUCACAUUUUAGGAGCGCCAGUAGUGCAAAACGACGGUACCCUUACAGGAGUGAUUGAACUCUAUAGGCGACCAGUGGACAAUAAUAAAUCUUCACGGGGCCCUUUCCAACAAGAUGACGAAGAAGUUGUUAGCAGUUUUCUGGUGUGGGGUGGAAUCGCCCUCCACUACGCCGAUAUGUACCACGCUUUGGCCAACCAGCGAAAUUUGCAUCAAUUUCUUCUGACAGUAGUCAAAUCUAUUUUUCAGGACAUGGUUAGCAUGGACACUGUAAUCGCCAAAGUCAUGACGUUUGCCCAAAAAUUAGUGGAUGCCGAUCGGGCUUCUCUUUUCCUAGUGGAUCACAAAUCGGAUGAGCUUUAUGCUCGCAUUUUCGACAUGGGAGAUGGUGUUGGUGACGGCCAGACACCUCCUGCAGCCAAAGAAAUACGUUUUCCGUUAGGCACCGGCAUUGCUGGCCAAGUGGCUGUCACAGGAAAGGUUUUAAACAUACCGGACGCCUAUUUAGAUAGCAGAUUUAAUCGAGCUGUUGACCAGCAAACUGGUUAUCAUACGACUUCGAUUCUUUGCAUGCCCAUCUUUAUACAAGGACAGGUGAUCGGAGUGAUGCAAAUGGUCAACAAGCAUCACGGGACGUUCACAGCGGAAGAUGAAGAAUCAUUUGAGCUUUUUGCGGUUUAUUGCGGAUUGGCCCUGCAUCAUACCAAAUUGUACGACAGGAUCAGAGUGUCGGAGCAAAAGUACCGCGUAACACUCGAAGUGCUGUCGUAUCACAAUUGUUGCACCGAAAGCGAAUUUAGUGCUAUUCAACAACUCAACAAUAGUACGUUUGGAGUUGCUGGGCAGUCAGAUAAUCCCUUUGUGCAGCAGACUGUGACAUCGAAUACCAUCGGCUUGGAUCAAUUUUGGUUCAGCGCCUUCAGCAUUAAUGAUAUGGAAAAAGUUCACAACGCCGUGUACAUGUUUGUUGACUUGUUUGGCUUGGGACAGUUUGAGCAAGACUCACUCAUUCGCUUUAUGUUGACUGUUCGCAAGAAUUACCGCCGUGUCCCCUAUCAUAACUGGACGCAUGGCUUUGCUGUGGCUAAUUCCAUGUAUGUAAUACUCAAACGAGCGCCCAAUACUUUCCAACCACUAGAAGCUGUGGCUCUGUUUGUCAGUGCACUCUGUCAUGAUCUCGACCAUCGUGGAAAGAACAACAAAUUCAUGUUGGACACGGCGUCGCCAUUGGCUGCGAUUUACACAACUUCAACUAUGGAACAUCAUCAUUUCAAUCAAACUGUCAUCAUUCUCCAACAGGACGGAAACAAUAUUCUCGGCAAACUGAAAAGCGAUGAAUUCAAGGAGGUGUUGAGCAAUAUUAAGCACUGCAUCCUCGCGACGGACUUGGCUACUUUCUUUCCCAAUCGAGCCAAAUUAGCGCAAAUUGUUGAGGAAGAUCAGUUCACGUGGGAAAAUAAAGAUCACAGACUUUUAGUUCAAGCCAUAGCCAUGACUGGAUCGGAUUUGUGCGCCUCUUCAAAACCGUGGGACGUCCAAUCUGAAACGGUGAAGGUAAUCUUUGAAGAGUUCUAUGAACAAGGUGAUGAAGAGAAAAAAGCUGGACGCAUUCCAAUACCAAUGAUGGAUCGAACUCAGUUGCAUUUGCAACCAGAUUCACAAGUCGGUUUUAUAUCGGGUAUCUGUAUUCCUUGCUAUAGUUUGCUCUACCGAUUGAUUCCCGAGACGAAACCUUUAUUGGAUGGCUGUCAGAGUAAUAUGGAGCGUUGGAAACAAUUGGAUAAAGACAACAAAGUCGUUGAAUAUGAUCAUGUCAGUGGUGCUGCAAAGCCUAGAGAUGAUGGCACCACGGAAAUUAAGGAUCCCAAACACUUACCCUUGCUAACCCGAGCAAUUUCUCUCCCUAUUCGCUCAUAUAGCGAUCUUGACUCACAUCAGUAAGUCUGUCUCAUGCGUUUGGCAAAUAACGUGACUAACUUAAUGAAAAUAGCUCUUAAUAACCUAGCAAUUU
Messenger RNA from Daphnia carinata, 3582 nucleotides. Its product is annotated as probable 3',5'-cyclic phosphodiesterase pde-5. The transcript is spliced from 14 exons. Gene Ontology annotation, biological process: negative regulation of receptor guanylyl cyclase signaling pathway; signal transduction. Bases 339 to 3512 code for a protein of 1057 amino acids. Gene Ontology annotation, molecular function: 3',5'-cGMP-stimulated cyclic-nucleotide phosphodiesterase activity; protein binding. Lineage: Eukaryota; Metazoa; Arthropoda; Branchiopoda; Diplostraca; Daphniidae. The record is from RefSeq and is a predicted model, not a curated record.